GAUGGGCUCCACCCUCAACCUGGAAGCUCAGGGUUCUUUCACCUUCUUUCAGAUACACGGAAGAACACAACUCAGAGGAGACAACGGUGUGCAGCUGUUUCAGGAACUGAUACUGGACUCUCACGGAAGAAAUCAGAGCCGGGCCUCCACAGAAACAUCAGCUUUUGGAUCAGGAAUGCCUCAAAUCCAGCUUUAACUUCUUAAACGUCCAGGAAUCUUAAAGAAGCUGAUUUUAUACCUCAGCCAAACAUCAUGAAUAUCUCACUUGAAAACCCGUAUGGUGACGUCACCAUUCCCCGUGCCAAGCUGCGAGACGACUCCAGCACCAUCAUCAUGAACCCCAUGGCCUUAGAGAGCUCCUACAACCGCACUAAUGGCACGAACCCUUACGGCAGCUUCAAAACGCCAGGGUCCAACGUGCCGGUUUACGGGGAGACCAAAACCCCCCCUGCUUACAGCACUCAGGGGACGUACACGGUGAAGGAAGAUGAAGAACAGGUGGGACGAUGCUAUGCCUGUUGCUGUCGCUGCCGAAGGAAGAAAUGAGACCUGCCUUCCAGUGCAAAGGAUUAUGGGUUGUAAAGGAUUAUAAAAAUGCAAUAGAAAAUGGGACACACGGAGAUGGAUGAGCAAAUGUCUCCCAAACCCGGUUAAACUGUGUUGUUUUUUUCAUAAGCUACACAUAACACUGUGCUAAAAUGAAUGGAUUUUGUGAAGCAUCUAUGAAGCUAUAAUGAACUAUGAAAUGUCACCAAAAAGGGUUGACCUCUGCAUGGUGACUUAAAUAUG
Molecule: messenger RNA, 789 nt
Organism: Misgurnus anguillicaudatus (oriental weatherfish)
Lineage: Eukaryota; Metazoa; Chordata; Actinopteri; Cypriniformes; Cobitidae
Source: RefSeq, a predicted model, not a curated record